CCAACAUCAGGUUGAUACUGCAGUUGCUGCUCUUGAUCAGUGCAUAACAGAACAUGAAGCACCGAGGCGGAACCACAUCCUGGAAAAGUCCAUCAAGCCUGACUCUGCCCAAUGGGGCACAAACCGACCGAUGUUUCAAGCUUUGGAGGCCAGUGGAAAGGCAUGAACUUGGUGAUUCCAUGCAUAUUCAGGGUGAUAAGAGAGAAGAUGAAGUGAGUGUGACUUCUGGCCGGUGCACAAAUCAUAUUACCUCCAAUGAGAGUUGUUUGGCCCAUGGUGCCAUGGAUGAUGAUAGCUUUGGGAGUAGAAGAGAUUCUCCCAAGUUGCUGGAAGGCAAUGCAAGUUCAAGAUUGCUGAAGUUGUUUUCCCAUCAUACUGCAGAAGCUUUUCUUGCUCAGAGAUGGAAGGAGGCUAUUGCUGCAGACCAUGUAAAGCUUGUAUUCUGUUCAGAAAAUGAACCUCCUGGAUUCCUAGAUAGCCAUGACGGUGUGUUGACAUCAUCACAGUUUGCAUCCAUCUCAUCCUGCGGAAUGCCGAGAACUGGGUAGUGGGAGUGGCUCCUCUUGAGCCGUUCAUCACAGGAGCUGUGAAAACCAAGUUCAGAGGGAAGCCAGAAAAGGGUUGUAGAUUAGAGUACAUACCAAAGAAGAAAAAUUGUAUCUGAAUCAAUAUUUUACCAAUUUGCAUCUUCACCAUUACACAGUAAAUUCUUAGCA
Telopea speciosissima is the source of this 716-nucleotide messenger RNA. RefSeq lists its product as uncharacterized. Lineage: Eukaryota; Viridiplantae; Streptophyta; Magnoliopsida; Proteales; Proteaceae. The transcript has 2 exons. The record is from RefSeq and is a predicted model, not a curated record. Bases 54 to 548 code for a protein of 164 amino acids.